AUGGCCGCUGAAUUGCGUGCAGAGAAGAAUCGGAACGCGUCUAGGCGACAUAUAGCGUGCGUCACAUUGCCGGAUAAGCGGACCGUGACUACAAACGCGGGCAUAUGCGAGGUCUUUCGGGAUUACUUUCAGGAUCUUUUCACCAGGGAGCCCGGUCUGAGCUCUGCCCAUUUUGACGCCUAUUUAGCUGACUUUCCCUGCCUCGGUGCAGCUGAAGCGGCUAGGUUAAAGGCGAAUCCGGUGCUGCGCGGAAUUGCCCUGCCUGGGGCUACCACCUCAGCCAGGUAUUCUGCCUAUGCUGACGACAUUUCGGUUCUUGUGUCGAGCAGAGCCGAGAUUGACGAAGUCAGCAAAGAGUAUGAGAUGGUGACAGGGGCCAAGAUAAGUCUGUUGGCUUGCGGUUGGGUGCGUGGAAGGGAGUUUCUCUUCCCGGACCUUUCCUCUGGACGGAUGGGCCGAUCAAGUUACUCGGCGUCUGGUUUGGUCCUGAUCUCCAGUUGGGAAUGA
Acanthosepion pharaonis is the source of this 507-nucleotide messenger RNA. NCBI's taxonomy places the organism in Eukaryota, Metazoa, Mollusca, Cephalopoda, Sepiida, Sepiidae. The record is from the annotation of a GenBank genome assembly.